AUGAACAAGGAGGUAGCAAUUAUACAGGAAAAAUGUCAGGAGUGUCGUUUGGCAAUAGAUAAGGAAGAAAGCUAUGCUGUGUUUGUUGUAGAAGAUUGGCGAGUUCCUUUCAUAGAAUACCUGACUCAGGAGAUCCUGCCAACUGACAGGACACUAGCCCACAAGCUCAAGAAACUAGUGGACAGAAGAUUGAUCAGUGACAAUGGGACCCCAUUCAUAAAUAAAGACAUGAAAGGGUUAACUGAAGCAUAUCACAUCAAACAUGGAAGGUCUACCCCAUACUACCCACAAGGAAACGGCCAAGCUGAGGCUACCAAUAGGGUAAUGUUGAAGAUCCUCAAGAAGAUGAAGCAUGAGUAUGGAGGGAAAUGGAGUGAUCAUUUGGCAGAUGUACUCUGGGCAUGUAGGAGCUCUGUAAAGACAGCCACAGGAUUCUCGCCAUUUUCCCUAGUCUAUGGAACAGAAGCUAUCAACCCCGUGGAAUUAGUUAUUCCUACACCAAGGGUAGUUCUUGAAGAAAGCCAAGAAGAAAGUGAGAACGCAAACAAUGAAAGAAGGCUGGCAGAUCUAGAAGGGGUAGAAGAAGAAAGAGAGCUAGCCAAGAAAAGAAGCCAGAGGUAUCAGUAA
Molecule: messenger RNA, 627 nt
Organism: Quercus lobata
Lineage: Eukaryota; Viridiplantae; Streptophyta; Magnoliopsida; Fagales; Fagaceae
Exons: 2
Coding region: 1-627 (208 amino acids)
Biological process (GO): DNA integration
Molecular function (GO): nucleic acid binding
Source: RefSeq, a predicted model, not a curated record